This is a messenger RNA of Pygoscelis adeliae (Adelie penguin), 2499 nucleotides long. It is a transcript of the gene TFCP2, whose product is annotated as transcription factor CP2. Lineage: Eukaryota; Metazoa; Chordata; Aves; Sphenisciformes; Spheniscidae. The record is from RefSeq and is a predicted model, not a curated record. The coding region runs from base 534 to 1760 and encodes 408 amino acids. The transcript is spliced from 15 exons. Gene Ontology annotation, cellular component: nucleus. Gene Ontology annotation, biological process: positive regulation of transcription by RNA polymerase II. Gene Ontology annotation, molecular function: DNA-binding transcription activator activity, RNA polymerase II-specific; RNA polymerase II cis-regulatory region sequence-specific DNA binding.
GCAUUACAGCAGGCCGCUGUGCUGCGUAAUGGGGAUCCAGCAUCGCGUGAGAGCUCCGCGUGCAUGGGAAAAGUGAGUGAAAAAGCCGGGAUGACGGCGACGUGCUGGCUCACCGUGCCGGGAGGACACAGUAGAGCUUUUCCUCUUUCUCACCCAGACUCUUUUUGUGCGAGGCAAAGCAAAAACCGAGGUGUCCCAAGGCUGCAGAAGUAGGAUUGAAUCAUUGCCAUGUCAAAGCCUACGAGGAAAAGGAGCGCUCGUGUGUGCAGAAGAAGUGCGUCCUGCGUUCCUCCGGCUGCCGGGAGAAUUUGUGCAGGGUGUAGCCUUUAAAUUAAUUUUCCCGUCUGUCUGGGCGCAGCAGCGACGUCCUUGCCCUGCCCAUCUUCAAGCAGGAAGAAUCAAGUUUGCCUCCUGAAAACGAGAACAAAAUUCUGCCUUUCCAGUACGUGCUGUGUGCCGCCACUUCCCCUGCCGUCAAGCUCCACGACGAAACACUCACCUAUCUCAACCAAGGGCAGUCCUAUGAAAUCCGGAUGCUGGACAACAGGAAAAUUGGGGAGUUGCCAGAGAUAAAUGGGAAACUGGUAAAGAGCAUAUUCCGGGUGGUGUUUCAUGACCGACGGCUGCAGUACACAGAGCAUCAGCAGCUGGAGGGCUGGCGGUGGAACAGGCCUGGGGACAGGAUACUCGACAUAGAUAUCCCAAUGUCCGUGGGCAUCAUUGACCCUAGAGCAAACCCAACCCAGCUCAAUACAGUGGAGUUUCUAUGGGAUCCUUCAAAGAAGACUUCUGUGUUUAUCCAGGUUCACUGUAUCAGCACGGAGUUCACCAUGCGGAAGCAUGGAGGAGAGAAGGGGGUACCUUUUCGGGUCCAGAUAGACACGUUUAAGGAGAACGAGAACGGGGAGUACACGGAGCACCUGCACUCUGCCAGCUGCCAAAUCAAGGUCUUCAAGCCCAAAGGAGCUGAUCGGAAGCAGAAGACGGACAGGGAAAAGAUGGAGAAGCGGACGCCUCAUGAGAAAGAGAAAUACCAGCCUUCUUAUGAAACCACGAUACUCACAGAGUGUUCUCCCUGGCCAGAGAUAACGUACGUCAAUAACGCGCCAUCCCCUGGCUUCAACAGUUCCCACAGCAGUUUUUCCAUUGGCGAAGGCAAUGGCUCUCCAAACCAUCAGCCCGAGCCACCCCCUCCGAUCGCAGAUGUAAGUCACACCUCAGAGCUUAUGCUUGUGAACCUCUUGCCCACCAGCACACCCCAGGAGGCCCAGCAGUGGCUGCACCGAAACCGCUUCUCCACUUUUUCUCGGCUUUUCAGAAACUUCUCAGGUGCAGACUUACUGAAGCUGACCAGAGAAGACGUUAUCCAGAUCUGUGGCCCUGCAGAUGGCAUCAGGCUCUUCAACGCGUUAAAAGGACGGAUGGUGCGGCCCAGACUGACCAUCUACGUGUGUCAGGAGUCCCAGCAGCUGAGGGACCUCCAGCAGAAACACGAGGACGGGGACACAGUAACCAGUACUUUUUUUGUGUACCACGCUAUUUAUCUGGAGGAACUGACGGCGGUGGAACUGACAGAAAAGCUGGCCCAGCUCUUCAGCAUCUCUUCCCAACAGAUCAGCCAGAUUUACAAGCAAGGUCCGACGGGGAUACACGUGCUGAUCAGCGAUGAGAUGAUACAGAACUUCCAAGACGAAUCCUGUUUCGUUCUGGACACCAUGAAAGCUGAAACCAAUGAUAGCUACCACAUCAUCCUAAAAUAGGAGGGGACGGUAUGAGGAACACCCGUGAUCCUCUCAUCGCACACGAAGACCCUUCACUUCCAGCACAAGGACACGAGCAGAGAUCUGGAAACUCCUGGGCACCCUCUGGAAAGACCCCGAGCUGUUGGUCACUCGGCUGUCUUUCUUGCAGGGGGCCUCCUUGCUCUGACGGCAUCUAAACGGCCGUUGAUGGUAACGUGCUGCUUAAUUGCUGGAGCUCUGAGGCUUGAAGUUACCAGGUCGCACUCUUGUGUAGCUCUCGGUAGAAAUUUGCCAUUGGGACCCAAGACCUGCGUGAGGGCUUUUUAUGUGGCAGGUGUGCUCUGCUUUUCUGAGAGGCAUCGGCUCCCAUGACGCUCGCAGACUGGCAAGAGAACAUGAAUCAAACUGGCCCAACAAAGCCAGCUGGCCCUCGGGCACGUGCUGAGCUGAGCAGGUCUCAAAUACGCUGCGUACUGUGCUGAUGGAGUGGUAGGCUAGGGCUGGGAGGGAUUUUCUUAAAAGAUUUUGUUAAGCUUUCAUUUAAUAUUACGACGCGUCUGUUAGACAAAGGUGGUGACUUCGUUUUUCUCCUCUCCACCCACCCCGAAAAUGGCGUUGGCUGUGUUUGUGUGCGGGUGUGGUGCCAUCCUUCCCUUGCGAGUGUAAGGUCGUCAGGAACUUUAUAGACAGAUUUAGUUGUAUAAAGCCGGAGCAAAACGUGGAGUAAAGCGGAGUUGGAUAAAGAAACAGCUAACUA